CACAAAAAAUUUAUUCCUGCAUCACAAUUGUGAUAUUCCCGCCUCCUUAAAUUCUCCUGUAAAUCUUCCUGUUUCUCUUUUUUUUCUCUCUGCUUCUGAAGCGUCUGAUUAUGUCUUCGACAGAAAUCGUUAAGAACCGACAUCUAGGGUUUCUGAUAUGGCAAUCGGUCCACUCAACUAUCCUCUUCCUCUUCUGCAAAAUCUUCCUUCUCUCCCCUUUCUCUAAUAACCCUCUGUCUCCUUCUAUCUUCACCUUCCUUUCCUUCCUCACCUUUCAUCUCUCUCUCGUCCUCUUCUCCACUUCUCUGCUCCUUGUCUCCUCUUCCCAACCUGAUCGUCCUGCUUCGAUUUAUGAACUCAUUCUGUUUCUCCUCCGAUUCCUACUCAACUCGGUCCUUGGCGGAGGUGGGUCCCCGGAGCUCUCUGCUCCCAGCUUCCGCAGCCGUGUGAGAACUUCACUUGGGUUUCUGCUCUUUGUGAUCAUAUCUGCUGCAUCGGGUUUUGUUUCUGUGGCUUCUGUGUGUCGGAACUCGGAGGCUAUUAGUGGGUUGCCGUUGAUUGGCAUAGGGUUGAGAGGGUCUGUUUUUGGAUUGCUAUAUGGAGUUUAUUACAUUUAUAAGCAGCGUUGGGUUUUGGGGUUUCCCAUUAUACAGCGUCCUCCUUUUUUCAGUUUUAAGAUGGGGCUUCCUUCAGCUUUUAAACAGGCUCUAAAGUUAUCUACUGUGGCUCUCCUAUGUUCAUCUGUGCUGGAUGUGGCCCUGCCCAGUCAGUAUAAGAGCCAGGGCACAAUGGUGCAAUUUAUUGUCAAUCAAAUUAUCUUUUACAUUGGAAGCUCCAUGGUUUCAUUUUGUUGGGAACUAUGCCAUCAUUUACAUCAGGUGGUUCAUACAAAGAGGUACAUAUUUGCACCACCAAAGGGGUCAGCUGCUGCAGAGACAAAUCCAUCUGAACCUCUCCUUGCAGCAUUGGAGGAAAGUACUCCAAGAUCUCUUCUGCAAUAUCUUGCAUAUCUUGAUCUGUGUAUAAUUUGUGAGAGUAAUGUUGACAUAUGGCGCCGGGCUGCCUUCUUUGAAGAAACUGGUGAGACUUAUAAAAGAGUUGUGGCGGUAUGCUUGAGGCCUCUUGAACAACUGACUUCAAACCUUGGGGAAGGCUUGGAAGGUUGUUCAGGUGAUAGAACUGAUCAAUUAUCACAUCAGUUAUUAUCACCAGCUGAUACACGAAUGGAUUCAAAGCUCAAUGAGUCUUUCAAUGACUUCCAGCUGUGUGCAUGGUGUGCAAUGACGAUUGCAGCACUGACUGCACGUUCACACAGUGAGGAUAGGUUUGGUGUGGCUCAACUUACUGGCUGUAAUGCUGCUGUGGUGUCUACACUUUUGUCCUCUCUGGUUGCUGUUGAGGCAUGCAUGGGGAAAAAGACCAAUGUGCAAACCCCACAUUUAAUGGGCCCAGCUAGCAUCAAGUGGGCCGCAUUGAACACAGGAAGAAGAGACGGACCGCCAAGUAUCGCAGGUAAAAAAAGAGGUGGCCCAUUGCAUGCAAAGGCCUAUGCCAUGGCUGACAUUAUUAGGACAUCAAUCUAUAGCAUAGUAUCUGUGUUCCAUGAUGAGAUGCUUGGAAGCAUGAAGGCAGGGGUGCUUGAGAAGGAUUGGAUCACUGAUAGCAAGCCUCUUUUUGGGACCCGUGAGAUACUUGUACAGAAACUGGGUCUUUUUCUGGAUUUCCAAGCUAAUUAACGACCUGAGAAUUUGUACAACAAAUCUGAAGAUUCAAGCUUGGGUUUAGAUUGAUUUUUGUUCUGGAUAGAUGAAGAGAGAUCCCUCGGUUUGCCAUAUCAGAGAAAUGAUUUAUUUGUGUUCUAUCAAAUUUUGUAGAGAACUCUAAUGAAAAUGUAUUGUUGUGUUAUGGGAUUGCAUGAUCUCUUUCCUUGAUAGUUUCUGUUUCAUAAGCGUCACAAGAGUUCACAGAACUGGAUUUGUUACCGUAUCUUAUAAUGAGAUCGAAAAUGUUUUGGAUGGAUUUUUGCCUAGCA
This is a messenger RNA of Telopea speciosissima, 2032 nucleotides long. RefSeq lists its product as uncharacterized. The record is from RefSeq and is a predicted model, not a curated record. Gene Ontology annotation, biological process: nuclear pore organization. The transcript has 4 exons. Lineage: Eukaryota; Viridiplantae; Streptophyta; Magnoliopsida; Proteales; Proteaceae. Gene Ontology annotation, cellular component: nuclear pore transmembrane ring. Bases 111 to 1736 code for a protein of 541 amino acids. Gene Ontology annotation, molecular function: protein-macromolecule adaptor activity.